GUUAGCAUGUUGGCAUUAGCAUGUUGGCAUGCUAGCUUUUAGCAUGAUAGCUGUUCUGCUACAGCUCAGCAAGUACACUUUGCAUUUUCUCUGUGGAAAUGCAGUCUAGUUGUUCUGUUGUAACUCCCAAGUCGUGUUCAAGUUUCUGAUGGUUUAUGCUGAAGAAUUCUGAGGUAGUCCUCCUCCUCCAUUAUUCCAUCCUAUUUGUGCAAUGAACCUGUUCCACUGGCAGUAAAACAGCCCCAGAGCAUGAUGAUCCUACCACCACCACCAGCUGGUACAUCCCUCUGUACAUGGUGGUCAUUGUGGUCAAACAACUCAAUCUUUGUCUCAUCUGACCAUACAGCUAUCCUCCUGAAGGCUUUUUCUUUGUCUGUGUGGUCAGCUUCAAAUUUUAGUUAAGCUUGAAGCUGUCAAUUUUGGAGCAGGGGGUUAUUUCUUGGAUAGCAACCUCUUAGUCCAUGGUGAUCUGAACUGUAGACAGUGAUCUAUCAGCUUCCAAUUCAUGGCAGGGCUCUGCCAUGGUGGUUCCCAGGUCGUUCCUGACCAUCAAAACCAAUUUCCUUUCAGCUGAGGGUGACAGUUUGGGUUUUCUUGAAGCAAAGUGGCUUGGCAAAGUGACUACACCUCACACUAAUUUGGAUACAGUUGUUUGAACUGAUCUUGGAAUUUGCAGUUGUUUAGAAAUGGCUCCAAGAGACAUUCCAGAGUUGUGUGUAUCUGCGAUCCUCUUUCUCAGCUCUGCACUGAGCUCCUUGGACUUUCCCAUUUUACUGUGUGUUGGUCAAUCCAAUGAGUGCUGUAAACAAACCCUUUUUAUGAAAGCACCAGCUGUAGUCAAUCAUGAUCGUUAACAGGAAAUUAAGAGACCUCAGUCUUGGCAAGAUAAGAUACAUUUUGGAAGAUGCUGAUAUCCGACUUAUUGUCCUUAGGCAGUCAGGGUAUUUCCAUAUAGAGGUAAAUGUUUUCUUGUAAACAUUCUGCUCGUUGACUGGCUAUCAACAUGAAAUUUACGUUGAUCCAGAGUGACAUAUUUAUAAGAAACUUGGGAUGACGAGGGGAGAUCUGUCUUGUCACAGCUCUUCUCAAAGCCCACAUGUGAAAUCUGGCAUGCUUGUUGGCAGUAUAAAGAGCAUGUGGUGUGCCAUGACCAGUCCUUCCUCUCAAGACGAUCCUCUCCAGCAAGGGGAAGCUCUCAUCAUUGGCCUAGGCCCCAACAUUCAUGUUGCACAUUUUCACAUUAAUCGAUUUAACCAUAUGCCCAUCAAUGGGUUGUUUCAGCUGGCUGGAAUGCAGAUGGUCAACUUUAACAAACAUGCCAAGAUUACUGACGUAUGA
Neoarius graeffei (lesser salmon catfish) is the source of this 1338-nucleotide messenger RNA. It is a transcript of the gene prxl2c, whose product is annotated as peroxiredoxin like 2C. Lineage: Eukaryota; Metazoa; Chordata; Actinopteri; Siluriformes; Ariidae. The record is from RefSeq and is a predicted model, not a curated record.